AUGGACUCCCUGUUCCGCAGUGAAGAGAUGAGCCUGACGCAGCUGAUCCUGCAGGUGGAAGCCGGGUACUGCUGUAUCGCUGAACUGGGCGAGCUGGGCCUGGUGCAGUUCCGGGAUCUGAAUGCAUUGGUGAAUAAUUUCCAGAGGCGGUAUGUGAACGAAGUGUGUCGAUGUGAGGGGAUGGAAAGAAUCCUGCGUUUCCUGGAGUGUGAAAUGCAGAAUGACAAGAUUGUAAUCCCAGUCCCAGAGAAGCCCCCACAGACCCCGCUGCCCCGAGAAAUGAUAGACCUGGAGACUGUCUUGGAGAAGCUGGAGGGGGACCUUCAGGAGGUAAACCGAAACCAGCAGACCCUGAAACAGAACUUCCUUGAGCUGACAGAACUCAAGCAUCUCCUGAAGAAGACUCAGGAUUUCUUUGAGGCAGAAGCCAAUUUACCAGAUGAUUUCUUCAACGAAGACACCAGCAGCCUUUUGGAGCUCCGAACUAUCCCUACUCCAGCUGCUGCUGGGAAACUUGGGUUCACCGCCGGGGUCAUCGGAAGGGAGAGGAUGGCUGCUUUUGAGAGACUGCUGUGGAGGGUCUGCAGGGGGAAUAUUUACCUGAAAUAUAGUGAGCUGGACACCACGCUGGAGGACCCAGUCACAAAAGAAGAGGUGAAGAAAAAUGUUUUCAUCAUCUUCUACCAGGGAGAACAGCUCAAACAGAAAAUAAAGAAGAUUUGUGAUGGUUUCAAAGCCACAGUCUAUCCUUGCCCAGAGAACGCCAGUGAGCGAAGAGACAUGGCAGCUGAUGUGAACACCAGGAUUGAAGAUUUAAAUGCGGUCAUCACCCAAACCGAAUCUCAUCGCCAGCGUGUCCUGCUGGAGGCGGCCCAGAAUCUCUACAAUUGGACUGUUAAAGUGAAGAAAAUGAAGGCAGUGUAUCAUGUACUAAACCUUUGCAACAUUGAUGUCACCCAGCAGUGCGUCAUUGCUGAAAUCUGGUGCCCUAUAACUGACAAGGAGCGCAUCAAACGGGCAUUGCACCUCGGCAUGGAACGCAGCGGUUCCACCAUCGCUCCCAUUCUUACCAACAUUCCCACCAAGAUGGAGCCACCGACCUUCAACCGCACCAACAAAUUCACUUCCGGAUUUCAGAACAUUGUUGAUGCCUACGGAGUUGGGAAAUACAGAGAGAUGAACCCAACCCCAUACACCAUCAUCACCUUCCCCUUCCUCUUCGCGGUCAUGUUCGGGGAUUGCGGUCAUGGUCUGGUUAUGUUCGGAUUUGCAUCAUGGAUGAUUUUGAAAGAGAAACAGCUUCUGGCCUCUAAAGUUGACAAUGAGAUCUGGAACACAUUUUUCGGAGGGCGAUACCUGAUCUUCCUGAUGAGUAUUUUCUCCAUUUACACUGGCUUCAUCUACAACGACUGCUUCUCCAAAUCCUUAAACAUAUUUGGCUCUGCCUGGUCUGUUCGGCCCAUGUUCACCAAAGGCAACUGGACAAUUAAUCAGCUCCAUCAUGCAACUGACCUACAGCUAGACCCAGCAGUGCCUGGGGUCUUCUCUGGGAAUCCCUAUCCCUUCGGCAUUGACCCGAUUUGGAAUAUUGCCAAGAACAAGCUGACCUUCCUGAAUUCCUACAAGAUGAAAAUGUCUGUAGUUGUAGGGAUCACUCAGAUGGUGUUUGGGGUCAUAAUAAGCCUCAUAAAUCACAUAAACUUCAGGAAUCGCGUGAACAUCAUCCUACAGUUCAUCCCAGAGGUCAUAUUCAUCACUUGUCUCUUCGGGUACCUGGUCUUCAUGAUCAUCUUCAAAUGGUGUACAUAUAAUGCGUCCAAUUCACAAAUUGCUCCCAGCAUCCUCAUCCACUUCAUCAAUAUGUUCCUGUUCAACUACAAUGACCCAACCAAUCCUCCACUCUACGAGCACCAGAAAGAGGUACAGAGUUUCCUGGUGAUAUUUGCACUGAUUGCCGUUCCCUGGAUGUUGCUGUUUAAACCAUUCAUUCUGCGAGCCAAUCACCAGAAGGCCCAGCGCAGGGUAAGUGGCAAACGCUCCUGA
Staurois parvus is the source of this 2043-nucleotide messenger RNA. The record is from the annotation of a GenBank genome assembly. Lineage: Eukaryota; Metazoa; Chordata; Amphibia; Anura; Ranidae.